AUGAAUAUAUCACGUGGUGUUCUUUCUGAACCCGAUUUUAUAAAAGUUUCUGAAACAGAAUUUUUAGAAGAACUACGAGAUCAAAAUGUCUGUGCCGCUCGUCGCAUAAAUAUUCGACGAGGUGACAGACUUGUUCCCACGCAACAUGUUGUUCUAACAUUUCAAACGCCGGUUUUGCCUAAAUCCAUCAAAGGUGGUUAUAUUAAUUGCAAAAUUCGACCCUACAUCCCUAAUCCUCUACGCUGUUUCAAAUGCCAGAGGUAUGGGCAUUCACAAACCAGUUGUCGAAAUAAUGAAAAUAUCUGUGGUAAAUGUGCAGAAUCUGGGCAUGAAAUGAAUGCUUGCACAUCCGAUAUUUUGAAAUGUGUUAACUGUUCUGGCUCCCUUGAAGCAUUUUCCAAGUCCUGCCCUAAAUGGAUCCUGGAAAAAGAAAUAAUUUCCCUUAAGAUAAAAAAGAAUAUAACUUUCCCAGAAGCGCGAAAAAUGGUGAACGAUAGAACUCCAAAAGUUGGUGUUUCCUACUCAUCUGCUGUUAAAUCUAUUCAGAAUACAUCCUGUUCUCAAACUGAUGCAAAUAUUACUCACUGUAACUGCGCAAUUACUAAUCCAGUACUGCCCACUAACAUGUCGUCUACUUGCGUUCAGUUUCAAAAAACUUCUAUAACCUCUGAAAAUUUAUCUCCUAAAAAGUCAGCACCAUGA
This is a messenger RNA of Argiope bruennichi, 702 nucleotides long. RefSeq lists its product as uncharacterized. Gene Ontology annotation, molecular function: zinc ion binding; nucleic acid binding. Lineage: Eukaryota; Metazoa; Arthropoda; Arachnida; Araneae; Araneidae. The record is from RefSeq and is a predicted model, not a curated record. The transcript has a single exon. The coding region runs from base 1 to 702 and encodes 233 amino acids.